Molecule: messenger RNA, 706 nt
Organism: Owenia fusiformis
Lineage: Eukaryota; Metazoa; Annelida; Polychaeta; Sabellida; Oweniidae
Source: the annotation of a GenBank genome assembly
UCGAUAAAGGGGGCAAUUAGCAAGAAAAAGGCUUUUAGUCUUAUAGUGCUGACUGAAAUUGUAUGGACAGUGUACUUUUGCAGCUUUCCUUUGUUCCAUAAUAACAAACGCACAGACAAAACGUGCCAUGUGAGCAAUGGCCUUAUUCACAAGAAUCAUUUGAUAGGACUGUGCAUAAUUAUGUUCUUGCACUUUAUUGCACUCGUUGGAAUACAAUGUUUAACAUUCUGGAACCUUCGCAAACAUAUUGCAAAUCUUAAAGAGCUUGGCAUGAUGACACCAAAAGCACCCUUGAACAAUGACCAGAAUGUGAAGAAUAUAAAUCAAAGAAUCACAGUAAUGGAGAAUCCAGCAUAUUCCAAUCCAUCUCCGGGAAUCUUCACCCAGGAGUGUUCUGAUGGUGAGUUAAAGUCAUCCGUGGCAACUCCAUCGACAGAGCGACAAAUUGAGGUGCAAAAUUAUGAAGUAAAAAAUAACAUGUUGUAUUAUCAAUGGUCAUUGCGCAUAACAAGAAUUGCUAAGCUUAUAAGUUUCAUUUUUCUAUCUUUUGCCAUAUGCUACACUCCAUUCAUGGUUUGUGUGUUUCUGUACGCAAUCCAUCCUGGGCAGUAUGUCAGUUCACAAAUUAACUAUAUAGCUGGUACCAUUUUAACUUUUAACUCAUUAACCAACGUUGUUAUUUAUCUAAUUAGAAGCAAGGAGUACA